This is a messenger RNA of Nymphalis io (European peacock), 2190 nucleotides long. RefSeq lists its product as uncharacterized. The transcript is spliced from 3 exons. The record is from RefSeq and is a predicted model, not a curated record. NCBI's taxonomy places the organism in Eukaryota, Metazoa, Arthropoda, Insecta, Lepidoptera, Nymphalidae. Bases 50 to 1072 code for a protein of 340 amino acids.
CGGACUUAUUUCCUAGAAAGUUAUUUUUUAUAUUUUAAUAUCGAGCAACAUGCUCGUUUUCAAUUUCCUUAUCGUAACAAUUGCUAUAUAUUGUGAGAUUAAAUCUGUUACUCUUGAUAAUCUAAAACUCGAUGAAAAUAAUGCACCAACAAGUAAUAUUAACUUCGUAGAAGCAAUUAAAAAAGAUCUUAAACGUAACAACGACGACUACAAGGAAAUGAUUCAAAAAAGUGCGAUACCGAAUAAUAAGAAAGCAAAAGUUAUUACAGAUAACGAAACUAAGAAUAGAGCAUCGGCAAAUAUGGAUAAGAAAGGCUAUAGAAGAAAAAAUGGCGGGUCAUACCAAGAAUAUGAGUAUGAGGAUACAAUCAAACUUUUUAGUAAAUCGUCAUUCAUAUUUAAAAGUAACAAUAAAAGCAUAACGCCCUACACAGUACGUUUUCCGCAGAAAAUUAAUAGAAAUCACUCGAGAUUUGACAAACGCCACAAUUUAAUAUUAUCCAUACCGAACCGAACACCGAAUACAUACCAAGCCAUAAAAAACUUCUCUCCCACUUCUUCCAUAAGGAAAUUAAAUUUUCAACCACCAAGUGAAAUUCCGAAGUUUAUUAAUAAAAAUAAAAUAGACAAAUUUAAAAGGUUUAUGAAAAAAAAUCAAGGUUUGUUAAAAAAUUUCGUAAGUAGUAAUCAAGCAGCACUGAGGCAGACUCCAUUCAAGGAGGUAUCUAUGCACAUGGAUAAUCUUGAAUUGCUCAAACCGAAGCUUUCACGCAAGGGGAUAAAAAAUAUUCAAAGACACGGAGGCAAAAACGACGGCGAGCUACCCAGCCCCGAGUUGCUGGACAUGGCCCCAGCUAUAGGUGGCCGCAUACAUAAGAGACGGGUCAAGGGUCAGCUGUGCCACCGGCACGUGCUGUUGCCCGAGGGCCCUAAGUACGACAGUAGGGGGCGCUGGUACUUGCCGGCGCACGAGCUGAUCGCCAAACAUCCCUUUAACGCCACGCACCAGCCCGUGAUGCUGCUUCCGCGCUGCUGCAACUGCUGCAAGAAGUCUGUUCUAGGAUGCGAAUAAAAGCUCAUUUGUAUAUUAUUUUGAUUUAACAAGAAAACUUAACAAUUAGUGAUAAUUAUAUUUGCCUUGACGUAUAAUCACGUUGUAAAGUUUCCAAGCUUUACUUUCCAAGAAAAAAGGUUAAGUUAAAAUGCCAGAAUGUAUUAUACUCUCUCGUUCUAAUGUUUAAGAAGUAGCGAAUAGCGAUACUAAUUAUUGAUUAAAUUAAUUUUAAAACGAGACAUUGCGUCUUAAUUAUUACGAUUAUUUGCUACUUAAAAUAACUACAAUUUUCUAGUCAAUAAUUAUUGUAAAAGUACAAUAUUUUUUUCUACCGGUAUAAAAAAUAAGCUUUACAUUACCUCCUAGGUUUGUCGAGUCGUUUUGACGUCAAAAUUAAGAGAACUUACUUCAAGUUUUCCUGACAUUAGUAAAAGAAAGAAACAAAAAUAAAACACCACAUAUUGACAAUAUUAUAUUAUUACUCGCUACAGUAUUACCUCGUAAUUGUUACGACUCAACACGAACUGGCGUCUGGCACACACGCAUACAUCUCCUCACUCACACACUCACACACGCACACACGCACACGCGCACACACUGUUGUAUUACAUCGUAAUAAUUUACAAAACAAGUUGCGCAUUCGUUAGUGUGAAACAACAACACUGCAGUAUCACAUAGUAUAUACAAAGUCGUAACUAUCUCCGUGUAUCGUAUUAACAAGUUUCAAAUCUUACCUCUCGCUUUAUUACAGCGCAAACUUUCUGCGACAUUUACUGAUAAAAAACUGUGACUUUUCUCGUUUCAUUCCAGUUAAUACAAGAUGUAAACAAUAUGCCGAAAAUACAAAUAGCUUUGUGUGAUAAAGGCAUGUUUCGUAAUCAUUUCUGCUACAGUAGCUCACAAUUUACAAUCAUUUAGCUAAGAUUAUCUAAAUCGUCAAUUUAUGGCGAAAAGAUCGAAUGAUGUUUAGACUGUAUACAAUAAAGAGACGGAUAAUAUUUUUAAUACAUUUAUAACUGGUCAUUACAAUCCAAUUUAUACUAACCGUAAACAAAUUAAAAUGUUCAAUUUAUAGCUCGAUAAUGGCUUUCAUUUGUUUACGUCAUCAUUAAUAAAAAAUAUAACAAUGAAUUUGA